Messenger RNA from Penicillium coprophilum, 1665 nucleotides. RefSeq names its product hexadecenal dehydrogenase. Gene Ontology annotation, molecular function: aldehyde dehydrogenase (NAD+) activity. Gene Ontology annotation, biological process: aldehyde metabolic process. Gene Ontology annotation, cellular component: cytoplasm. Bases 1 to 1665 code for a protein of 554 amino acids. Lineage: Eukaryota; Fungi; Ascomycota; Eurotiomycetes; Eurotiales; Aspergillaceae. The record is from RefSeq and is a predicted model, not a curated record. The transcript has 4 exons.
AUGAUGGUUGACCUACCGGAAUUUCAAGCUACGUCGCUGGAGGAGAUUCCUUCGCGCGUCGCCACGGCCCGCAAGGCCUUUGAUGAGCACAAGACUCGCGACCUGGAGUUCCGCCUCGUCCAGCUGCGCAAGUUGUACUGGGCUGUCAAAGACAAUGAAGAGGCAAUUAUGGAGGCCUGCGCCCAGGACCUGCACAAGCCUCCGUUCGAGACCAAUAUCGGAGAGAGCGGAUGGAUCCUCAACGACAUCGUCUUCACGACACGCAACCUGCGCAAAUGGGCCAAGGAUGAAAAGGCCUCCGAUAUCGAUCUCACAUUCAAGUUCAUGAGCCCCAAGAUCAGAAAGGAUCCUCUGGGUACUGUGCUGGUCAUUGGGUACGUCUCCCCCUUUGCCCCCUCGCUUGCGAUGCGCCUGAAGAAUAUUCCGACUAACAGGCUCUUUCUUUUUUUCAACUCUAGUGCCUUCAACUUCCCCUUCCAAUUGACCCUCGGCCCCGCCAUUGGUGCCAUCGCUGCCGGAAACACUGUCGUGAUCAAGCCUAGCGAAAAUGCUCCCCGCAGCGCCGCUGUCAUGCAAAAGAUCAUCGAGUCGAGUCUCGACCCUUCAUGCUACAAAAUCAUCCAGGGCGGUAUCCCUGAGACACAGGCAUUGUUAGCCGAACGGUGGGACAAGAUCUUCUUCACGGGCGGCGCCAACGUCGGACGCAUCAUCGCCAAGGCCGCUGCACAACAUUUGACCCCCGUUGUGCUCGAGCUGGGCGGUAUCAACCCAGCCAUCGUGUCCAAGAGCGCGAACCCGCGUCUCGUCGCCCGCCGCAUGCUCUGGGGUAAGCUCCUGAACGCUGGCCAGCUCUGUACCUCGCAGAACUACCUGCUGGUCGACAAGUCGCUUGUCCCAGAGGUCGUACAGGAAUUCAAGAAUGCAUACAAGGAAUUCUAUCCCCAGGGUGCUAAGGGCUCGCCCGAUUACUCACGCAUCGUCAACGAGGCUUCCUUCGCCCGUCUUAAGUCCAUGCUUGAUAAUACUAAGGGCAAGAUCCUUAUGGGUGGCACUAUGGACGAGAAAGAGCUGUUCAUCGAGCCAACCGUUGUCCAGGUCGACUCGGUCGAUGACUCCCUGUGUUCGCAGGAGAGCUUCGGUCCUUUCAUCCCCAUCUUGCCUGUAGAUAACCUCGACGAGGCUAUCCGCCUAGCCAAUGGUGUUCAAAGCACACCGUUGGGUCUCUACCCCUUCGGUAACAAGGCCGAUGUCGAGAAGAUUGUCUCUUCCACUCGCUCCGGCGGCGUUUCCUGCAACGACGCCGCGCUGCACAUCCCCACCCUGCCCUUCGGCGGUGUUGGCGAGAGUGGCUACGGUUCUUACCGCGGCCGCUCUAGCUUUGACGUCUGGGUGCACCGUCGUCCCAUCACCUCCAGCCCAAGCUGGCUGGAGUCCAUCCUGGCUAUCCGGUACCCACCGUACGCAGGCAAGAUUAGCAUGUUCAAUGCUGCUAGCGCCCUGCACCCCGACUUCGACCGCAACGGUAACAAGCUGACUCUCGGCUGGCUGCGCUGCAUCCUUACUCUGGGUGGAGGCAGUGCGAAGGCUGGAGCUGGCCGAGCUACUGUUAUUGCUGCCAUCGCCUACAUCGUCCUGCAGGUCCUCGAACGCCGAUCGAAAUUGUGA